CACCGCCACCAACCGGGAGAAAACUGGGAAGAAGCACCGGGACCCGGCGCUCUGUCGUCUUUCUCCGCUUGACACGAACCCACUCGUGAACAGAACGGCGGAGCUGUGCUCCAGGAGGUCGGCAUGGGGGACUACGCGGCGUUUCUGCUCUUACUGGCGGCGACCUUGACGCUUCAGUCCGAGGUGCCUGUGGAUGACUCUGUGGGUUUGCUAACUGAGCCCCAGGUGGCCAUGUUCUGCGGGAAGCUCAACAUGCACAUCAAUGUACAGACUGGGAAAUGGGAGUCCGACCCCUCUGGCUCGAAGAGCUGCAUUGGCACCAAGGAGGGCAUCCUGCAGUACUGCCAGGAGGUGUACUCGGAGCUACAGAUCACAAAUGUAGUAGAGGCCAACCAACCCACCAGCAUUCCAAACUGGUGCAAAAGAGGCCAGAAGCAGUGCCGCAGUCACACGCACAUCGUGGUGCCGUACCGCUGUCUGGUUGGAGAGUUUGUGAGUGACGCCCUGCUUGUUCCGGAUAAGUGUAAGUUCCUGCACCAGGAGAGGAUGGAUCAAUGUGAGAGUCACCUGCACUGGCACACCGUGGCCAAAGAGUCCUGUGGCGAUCGCUCGAUGAAUCUCCACGACUACGGAAUGCUGCUGCCGUGUGGCAUCGAUCGUUUCCGAGGGGUGGAGUUUGUGUGCUGUCCAGCAGAGGCGGAGCAUGUGACGGACAGCAUGGAACAAGAAGGGGAGGAGUCUGAUGUCUGGUGGGGCGGAGCUGAUACAGACUACACAGACAACAGCAUGACCCGCCCAGCACACACAGAACCAGUCUUCACUGAGGACGAUGAAAAUGAGGAUGAAGAGGAAGAGGCCUUUGAGAGGGACGAGAACGGAGAUGGUGAUGAAGAAGACGAGGAAGAGGACGGCCGUGAGCUCGACGAACAGAAUAACGAUGAGCGAAAUGCUAACAUCGCCAUGACAACCACUACCACCACCACCACUGAAUCAGUUGAGGAAGUUGUGCGAGCGGUGUGUUGGGCUCGAGCGGAGUCGGGCCCAUGUCAUGCCAUGCUAAAGCGUUGGUACUUCAUGCCUGAGAAGGGCCGCUGCGCUCCCUUCUUAUUCGGGGGCUGUGAGGGCAACAGGAAUAACUUUGAGUCGGAGGAGUACUGCCUCGCUGUCUGUAGCAGCUCGAUCCCCACCGUGGCCCCAAGCCCUCCAGAUGCUGUGGAUCAGUACCUUGAAUCUCCAGGAGACGACAACGAACACACCGAUUUCAGGAGGGCUAAAGAAAGGCUCGAAGCCAAACAUCGCGAAAAGAUGUCCCAGGUGAUGAGGGAGUGGGAGGAGGCGGAGAGACAAUCCAAGAAUCUUCCUCGUGCAGACAAAAAAGUCGUCAUCCAGCACUUCCAGGACAAGGUGGAGGCUCUGGAGCAGGAGGCAGCAGAGGAGCGACAGCAGCUGGUCGAGACCCACAUGGCCCGAGUGGAAGCUCUGCUCAACAGCCGCCGGCGCCUGGCUCUGGAUAACUACCUCAGUGCUCUGCAGGCCACCCCUCCACGGCCCCGACAGGUGCUGAGCCUGCUGAAGAAGUACGUCCGUGCAGAACAGAAGGACAGGCAGCACACGCUGAAACACUACGAACACGUUCGCACUGUCGAUCCCAAAAAGGCUGCACAGAUCCGACCCCAGGUUCUGACGCACCUCCGUGUGAUUGAUGAGCGGAUGAAUCAGUCAGUAGGUCUGCUCUACAAGGUGCCGAGUGUGGCUAAUGAGAUCCAAAAACAAGUUGCAAUUAUAGUGCAGCGUGUUCAGUCCGAGCUGUCUCAGCAAGUCUCCUCCCUGCAGAGUGACGGGCGGGUGGAUGGCAGGGUGAGUUAUGGGAACGACGCUCUGAUGCCAGAUCAGACCUACAGCUCUGCUCCGUUGGAUCCAGGUCUGGACGGCCUGGGCUUCAUUCACCCAGAGAGCUUCAACCAGCCAAACACAGAGAACCAUGUUGAGCCCGUUGAUGCUCGUCCUAAUCCAGAAAGAGGGCUCCCAACACGACCUGUUUCUGCACUGAAGCCGGAGGAGAUGCCAGAAGUUCGGAUGGAUACUGAAGAAAGGCAGAGUACUGGAUAUGAAGUUUACCAUCAGAAACUGGUCUUUUUCGCUGAUGAUGUUGGCUCCAACAAGGGAGCCAUUAUUGGGCUAAUGGUUGGAGGAGUUGUCAUAGCAACCAUCAUUGUGAUCACUUUGGUGAUGCUGAGGAAGAAACAGUACACCUCCAUUCAUCAUGGUGUAAUCGAGGUGGAUGCAGCUGUGACACCAGAGGAGCGCCACCUGGCCAAGAUGCAGCAGAACGGCUACGAGAAUCCCACCUACAAAUUCUUUGAGCAGAUGCAGAACUAAACGAACUGUUUCCCAACAUUUCUUUUCGUCGUCUAGUCCCUUCCUGGCCCCCCAGCACUUAACACUUUUCAGUUUCUCACCUCGUUUGCAGACGUAAGGAUGUGAGUGUUACUGCAGAGGCUGAUUUUCAUCCUUCAUACUAAAGAUAAAUCUUUGCAUGUGAGUCAGAAGUUUGGGCCAAAGGAAAAUGGCAUGGAACAAAUCUUUUUUUUUUGUCUUUGUGUCAUUGUACAGAGCGAAAGUGUCCCAUUAACAGGUUAGACAAGGGUGCCCUGAUUUACCUGCACGCUAUCAGCCAAUCACAGGUGUUUGUACUGGAAGAACCCUUUUGUUUAUAAAAUAAAUAUCACCUCACACUCAUCUGCUCCAAACUGACCGGGCGGGGGUUCCAAGAGCUCCUUACUGCACGAUUGAAGGGUUUCAAGUAUGUUUUACAGAAAAGGACAAAAAGAAAAAAAAAGUUAUAAAUAUUAUACUCAAAAUAUAUCAAAGCUGAAAAUAUUUGUUUUUGUUUUUUUUAUGUGUAAUAUAUUGAGAGACUAGCUGUAAGUAAAUGUAGUGCAUGGCAAUAUUGAUGACUGAUUAAAGUAUAAUGUAUGUGGAGAUCCUCAGGAUGGGUGGGUCCUCUAGAUAUUUUAGCAGGAUUGUAUAUUUGUGUCUUCUUUGUGAUCUUGUGAUAUGAAGAAGAAAAAAGGUAUUCAGAAUCUGUUAUGCUUUGUCGUUGCACAGAUUUGGCUUUAAUUGAACCUUUCUGCUCAUCUCCAUGCUUCAGUUGCGUUCGCUGCAUGGGCAAAAUGCUCGAUGAUGUAAUUUAUGACGCGUACUAGUCUAAAAGGAAGAUGAUCGUGUUGCUGUUUGCGUUCUAUGCACUGUCAUGUUUGAAGUCUUACCACCAAAUAUUCAUUGUUUUGAUGCCAACUGUCUGCACUUUGUGAUUUUAUUUUUAGGAUCUAGGUUUAGCUUUACUUUUUUUUUUUUUAGGAAAGCAUAUCAUUCCAAAUUUAACUCUGCUGUCUUGAUUGUAAAUAUUUGAAUGUUUGAGGUUUGUCAUUUCCAUUUGCGCUGCUUUGUGUCCAAAGUCCCUUUUAGUUUUACCGCAACAACGCAGGAGUUGAAUUAUCGAAAUGGAUCCAUUUUCCAAAUGCUUCAGUCUCCACAUACACCUCACUAAAUGUUGUUUUCUACAUUAGCCGUGUACACGCGUGCAGUGCUUCUGUUUGUCCUGUGCUCAAUGUUUCUUUGCACAUUUGUCUGAUCUGUAUUAGUCUUCAAGAGGCAACAACUGACCACAGCCGACUCCAGUAGACAUGUUCAACUCUGUUAAUAUGAAUGUGACGUGCAUAUUCUGCAUAUUAUCAAAAUACAACACAUAUCACCUCAAGAAGUGUACAGACACCGACUGAAGCUCUUAAUCAGGUGAAUGUUUAAAAUGAUUUUUUUUCCCCUCUGUGUAGUUUCAUGAAACAUUUGCUUAAAAUAUGAAAAGCUUUCUACACUCGGCAUACCGUAAAUAAAGUUUGAAUGUACAUAUUGA
Nematolebias whitei (Rio pearlfish) is the source of this 3913-nucleotide messenger RNA. RefSeq names its product amyloid-beta A4 protein. Gene Ontology annotation, biological process: axonogenesis; central nervous system development. NCBI's taxonomy places the organism in Eukaryota, Metazoa, Chordata, Actinopteri, Cyprinodontiformes, Rivulidae. The transcript is spliced from 18 exons. Bases 124 to 2379 code for a protein of 751 amino acids. The record is from RefSeq and is a predicted model, not a curated record. Gene Ontology annotation, cellular component: early endosome; membrane raft; cell surface. Gene Ontology annotation, molecular function: heparin binding; transition metal ion binding; serine-type endopeptidase inhibitor activity.